AUGGAGGAAGAAGAUAUUUGUAGAACAUUUGGUCCCCUUUGGACAUAUUUUUAUCGCUUUGUUGUUGAACCAAUAGUGAGGCUAUCUUUAGAUCGAAUGGAGUUGAAGGCAAUUAUAUGGAUUCUAUUUUUUGAUCAUGCAUACAACGAUAUCAGUUCAAAAAGUACAGAUCUUUGCUGGAGUAUUCGAAAAGUGAUCCAUCGAGAGUUGAGGAAUUAUUUGAUAGAGAAGUUCAGCGGAGAUGUGGAAACGGCUGAAAAUCGAUUUUUGAAUUUACUGGAAAUCCCAAUGAUUGUGGAGAGAGGAGAACAAAAAUUUCAAGAAGAAGUUGUACUUUUUCAACUAAAUCGAGUCAAGGUGCAUGAGGAUUUUGUCAAAAUUAUGAAGAAACAGAGGAUUUAA
Molecule: messenger RNA, 402 nt
Organism: Caenorhabditis briggsae
Lineage: Eukaryota; Metazoa; Nematoda; Chromadorea; Rhabditida; Rhabditidae
Exons: 3
Coding region: 1-402 (133 amino acids)
Source: RefSeq, a predicted model, not a curated record